UUGCUGCUUUGUUUUCCGCACCUCUCCCCACGUUUAUUUGUUUGUUCCCGACCUUUCCUUCAAAUGAGGGUUUCUACCAUGGCGACGCUGAGAAAUUAGAUCGCAGUCAGGAAGAGGAGCAGAGGCAGUUGGAAAAAAUGGAGGACGACGAACCAGGAAUGAGGUUGAGCAAGAGGUUCUCUGAGAAUGGCGAGGUUGAUUACAAGAUAAAAGCUGGAACGGCAUGGAGUCAUUCUUAUCUGAAUCAGAAGCCCUGGCACCCCCUCUCUUACCCUAACCAGAGGCGAAAAUGGAUUGCUGAACAAACUGACGCUCAGCACCAUCGCAGAGCUCAAGAAGUCGCCCGUGAGUUUGCCCAAGAGCAAGAAUUUUUUCGACAAACUGCUGCAAUUUCGAAGAAAGAGAAGGAGAAGGUGGAAUUGAUGCAAGCUGUGAGCUUUAUGUAUGUCCGUCCUCCGGGUUAUAAUGCAGAGAGUGCCAAAGCUGCAGAGUGUGAAGAAAGGAAAAAAAUUGAGCAAAGCAAUGGUCAUCAAGAGCAUUCUGGAAAUCAGGGACCUCUGCAGGAUUCUAGCUUACCAUGUAAGGAUCAUGCACAUGAAGAUAAGAAGAAGCCAAGGCCAAAAGAUGUAUUUGGUCGUACUCUACCGACAGAAGAAGAAUUUGAGGUUCUGAAGAAUGCGCCACGGUUAGAGACAGGUGUCCCUGUACGAGCGAAGCCCUUUGGGGUUGAAAUACGUAAUGUUAAAUGUGUGAGAUGUGGAACUUUUGGCCACCAAAGUGGUGAUCGAGAAUGUCCCAUGCGAGAUGCAAUCAUGCCAAAUGAGGAGAGCCGUUUGAAGAGAGAUGAUCCUUUGACUGUUAUUAUGGCACAAACUGAUUCUAGUGAGCCUUUGAAAUGGGAACUGAAGCAAAAACCUGGUGUUAUGAGCCCCCCUCGUGGUGGAUUCAAACCAGAUGAUCCUAAUCAGCAGAUAAUUCCAGAGGAAAUAUUCGAUGAGUAUGGAGGCUUUCUUGAUGGGGGUAGUGUUCCUGAUCUUUUGGCCAAUUUCUUGGUGGCCAAGUCUAAGAAGCACUCGAAAAAGAAAAGAAAGAGUGGCAACUCAUCUUCACAUAGCCGUCAUUGUGAUUAUCAUCACAAGACCAAGUCAACCCCAAAUUCCCCUUCCAAAGCAAAAAGAUGGAAAGAGAGAAAAUCAAAGAAGAGCCAUACGAGAGAGAAAAAACAUCACCGUUCUUAUUCACGCACAUCGGAGAGCUCAGAUUCUGAAAAACAUAGUAAGAGGAAAAAGAGAAUGCGACAGAGAUCAGAUUCAACAAGUGGUUCAGAUUAGUCAGGGCUGAUAUAAUAUUAUGUAUGGUGUAUUAUAUUUACUUUUUAUGUUAAUAGAAAAUAACUUACACUCCAAGCUUUAAAAUUGCCUAUGAGCAGAUUUCUAGGGUU
This is a messenger RNA of Amborella trichopoda, 1441 nucleotides long. RefSeq names its product zinc knuckle (CCHC-type) family protein. Gene Ontology annotation, cellular component: nucleus. The record is from RefSeq and is a predicted model, not a curated record. Gene Ontology annotation, molecular function: transcription corepressor activity. NCBI's taxonomy places the organism in Eukaryota, Viridiplantae, Streptophyta, Magnoliopsida, Amborellales, Amborellaceae. Gene Ontology annotation, biological process: negative regulation of DNA-templated transcription.